AUGCGGCCCCACGGAUGCGAGCGUUGCGGCAAAUGUUUCUCUACGAAGUUUGCGUUGAGAGGACAUUUUAACUCCGUGCAUUUGAAGCAACGUCCCUACACGUGUGAACAUUGUCGUAAAUCGUUUUCUGAGAAGGCCAUUCUGCAAAGACACCACAAAUCUUUUCAUUCGAAAGAUGGGCACUCAGCUUCGAAUCAUACUGCAGUUUCACAAGAGGAAUUGAAGCCGGAGGCAUAG
Messenger RNA from Dicrocoelium dendriticum, 237 nucleotides. The record is from the annotation of a GenBank genome assembly. NCBI's taxonomy places the organism in Eukaryota, Metazoa, Platyhelminthes, Trematoda, Plagiorchiida, Dicrocoeliidae.